UCAAAUUUCAAAGAAAUCGAUGGUCAGUGACGUCAAGUCCACAUGUGUUUCUCCCGCUUCCGUCAUUCUGGUCUCGUUGAAUGAAUGAAAUUUGUGGGACCUGAACAAUAUUCGACAAAGAAAGGUUAACAGAAAGAACAAAGAUGCCCUCUGACGCAAAGAAGAAGCGGGAACAAAAGAAAAAAGAAGCUGCAAAAAACAAAGGAAAGAAAAGGACCGAUGACACCCCACAGAAUGGAGAAACUGAGAAUGGAAUCAGUAAUGGAGCUGGGAAGGACGAUGAAUUGAUUGAGUUAGCCAAGGGCUUAGAAGAAAUUGAUGUGAAGGCUCAGUACCGAUCAGUGACGGGGGUUCUCCUGUCUCACCCAGACAGUCGUGACGUCCAGCUGGGCAAUGUGACCUUGACCUUCCAUGGGGCGGAACUCCUGACGGACACCAAAAUAGAGCUCAACGUAGGUCGACGAUAUGGACUCAUUGGUCUUAAUGGAUGCGGUAAAUCCUCGCUAUUAUGUGCACUGGAGUGCAGGGAACUUCCCAUACCUGAGCAUAUAGACAUUUAUCACUUGCGGCGGGAGAUAGAGCCCAGUGACAAGACGGCCCUCCAGUGUGUGAUCGAGGUCGACAAGGAGAAGAUGAUACUGGAAAGGGAGUCAGAGAUUCUGGCUGCCAGAGACGAUCAUGAAUCUCAGGAGCGUUUGAUGGACAUAUACGAGCGUUUGGAUGACAUGGACGCCGAUAAGGCAGAGGCUCGGGCAGGCUUCAUCUUGCACGGUCUCGGAUUCACCAAAGAAAUGCAAAACACGGCCUCCAAACACUUCUCUGGAGGGUGGAGGAUGAGGAUAUCCCUGGCCAGGGCCCUGUACAUCAAACCAUCCCUCCUACUGCUGGAUGAGCCCACCAAUCACCUUGACCUUGAUGCCUGCGUGUGGCUGGAGGAGGAACUCAAAACAUACAAGAGGAUAUUAGUAAUGAUCUCGCACUCUCAGGAUUUUAUGAACGGAGUGUGUACAAAUAUCAUCCACAUGGCCAACAAGAAGCUGAAAUAUUACGGAGGUAAUUAUGAUGCAUACAUGCAGACCAGGAUGGAGUUGGAGGAAAAUCAGAUGAAGAGAUACAAAUGGGAACAGGACCAGAUAUCACAUAUGAAGAACUACAUCGCUCGCUUUGGACACGGUAGUGCCAAGUUGGCUCGUCAAGCCCAGAGUAAAGAGAAGACACUGAAGAAGAUGGUUGAUGGGGGCCUGACAGAGAGAGUGGGAAGAGAUAAGACGCUUACCUUCUACUUUCCCGACUGUGGCAAGUUACCUCCCCCUGUCAUCAUGGUUCAGCAUGUCAGCUUCCAGUAUAAUGAGUCCAAGCCACUGAUCUACAAAAAUCUGGACUUUGGAAUGGACUUGGACACUAGAGUGGCAUUGGUAGGGCCCAAUGGAGCAGGGAAGUCUACACUACUCAAACUUAUAGCAGGAGAGUUGAUACCAACAGAUGGUCUAAUAAGAAGACAUUCUCACCUGAAGAUUGGGCGAUAUCACCAGCACUUACAAGAACAUCUGGACAUGAACAUGACAGCACUGGACUGGAUGAUGAAGUGUUUCCCGGACAUCAAGGAGCGAGAGGAGAUGAGGAAGAUCAUCGGUCGAUAUGGACUGUCUGGACAACAACAGAUUUGUCCAAUGAAGAACCUGUCAGAUGGACAGCGGUGUCGAGUGAUAUUCGCAUGGUUGGCCUGGCAGAACCCACACAUGCUGUUACUGGACGAACCCACGAACCAUCUGGACAUCGAGACGAUCGACUCGCUCGCCGACGCCAUCAACGACUUUGAUGGGGGACUAGUCCUUGUCAGUCACGACUUCAGGCUUAUAUCUCAGGUUGUGGAUGAAAUCUGGAUCUGUGAGAACCAGACCGUUACAAAGUGGGAGAGUGAUAUCUUUGAAUACAAAGAGGCGCUUGCCAAGAAAGUCCGCAAACAGAUCGCAAAGAUGAGGGACGGUUGACAACGUGGAUAAUUAAGUUCUGUUUUUAACAUUAAGUUAUUGCAUAGCAACCUCUCCUUUUUUAUUAUUUUUUUUUUUGGUUAAAUGAAUUGAUUUUCUUAUUUCAAAUCAAUCAGUGCAUGUAUUUAUGAAGUUUUGCUGUUAUGAGAUUUGGCAGGGCAAUUAUUGCGCAAGUGUGAUUGUAAACUUUGAAAAAAGGAGUGUAUACAAUAUUGUGUACAGGUAUGGUUGACCAAGUGUGUGUGGAUUGACCAGAAACUUUCAAGAAGUUCAAUUUCUUGAAAUUAAAAAAAAAAAGCAAAAAAAAAAAAAGGUAAAAGAACAACAACUGUAAAAUUUGAUUGUAUGAAAAGCCUCGUUGUGGAUUAUCUUCACUUUAUGCCUUUUAAAAAUCUCUUAAAAUUCAAGAAAUUCAAAAUGGCAAAAUAUAUUUACAUGUGAGAGAACUGGAUGCAAUGGUGUGAAGAACUCUUCAUGAUCACACCUUUACAAGUUUUCUUCUCAAGAAAAAACAAUUGGAGUUCAAACACUAUCAGAACUUUUUUUUUAUUUAAUGUAUUUGUAUUUUUUUGUUAGAAACAUUGUCAGCAUAUUUUCCCCUCUAGAACUUGUCUGUGUUACAAUAUGAUAUUUAUUUCCAUUUUAUUUUCCUUGUUUCCUGUAAGGAAUAUUUUGGAGAAAUGAUGUAUAUUGCAAGAUUGACUGUUAAAACAAUCAUGUGAAAAAUCUCAACUGCUAUUUAAUAUUAUGAAUUUAUGGAUCAGGUUUGUUAAACAAAGAACAAUAAAUUUGAAUAUUUAUGAAAUGUUGCAAAGAAUUUGAAAGAAAUUAAUAAAAUCAAGGAAAUUUUU
Molecule: messenger RNA, 2842 nt
Organism: Magallana angulata
Lineage: Eukaryota; Metazoa; Mollusca; Bivalvia; Ostreida; Ostreidae
Product: ATP-binding cassette sub-family F member 2-like
Exons: 14
Coding region: 144-1991 (615 amino acids)
Molecular function (GO): ATP hydrolysis activity; ATP binding
Source: RefSeq, a predicted model, not a curated record